AUGACUGGUCGAAUGGUAAUCGUUUCAAGUAAAAGUAAUGUUACAGAUUUACAAGAUAGAUUAUCUGCUAGUGAAGAACUUCUUCAACGUAAAACAUCAUUACUUCAUCAAGCAUGUGAAAAACAAUGUAAACUUGAACAAGAAUUAGCUUUUUAUAAAAUCGAUUUAAAAUUCGAUAGACUUGAUUUUUCGAAACAUUUAAAUCGAAAAAGUAAUUUAAAACAAAGGACUACAAUGGAUAGUCCUUUCACAACAAUUAAAUUUAAUAAUAAUAUAGAAGAUGAAGAAGACAUGAGAUUAACAAUGAUUGAUGAACAACAACAACAACGAUCUAUGAAUACAAUUCAAUGGCAAACUGCUGAAGUUAAACGUAUAUUGGGAAGUGCUCGAGAUGGAAAGUUUCUUCAUGCUGAAGAUGAAACAGUUCACAAUGAAAAACUCUUACAAUUAGCUUUUAAUAUGAAUGAGCUAACAUUUUUACAAGCUAAACAACAAGCCAUUGAAGAACGUUUACAAAUUGCAACACAAAAAAAAGAAUCACAUGCUGUGAUUGAACAUCUUUCUGAUGAUCUUAAUAAUUUACAAACUGAAAUGAUGAAUAAAAUAAGUGAUGUACAAGAACUUAAGCUUGUUCUCAAUGGUCUUCGUGCUGAUGAAGGACAUGGUUUAGGCACUGAUUUGGAACAAGUUAAUAUUGAAUUGAACCUUGAUGAAAUAGUACGACAACAUGUCAUUAAACUUAAACAAGAUUCAAUCAUACAACCACAAGAAUAUGAUGUUGUUAAUGAAUCAAAAUUUGAACAAGCACUUACUGAAGCUAUUUCAUUGUCAGGUGUACCAAUAGAUGAUCGAUGUAGUGCAAAAGCAACAUCAUCUCGUAUACAAUUACUUGAAUAUAGUUUAGCUAAUAAUGUUGAACAACUUCGUACAAAAGAAAUAAGUGAACAAGAAGCACAAAAUAAAAUAAUCGAAUUGCAAAUAGCUCUUGAACGUGAACAAAAUCAAGCUCGUGAACAGAUUAAUCAAAUUGAAGAAAUGGCUGAACGAGAAAAACAACGUAUAUUAAAACAUCUUGAAGAUGAAAAACGUUUUACACGUGAUAUUAUUAUUAAAUCUGAAACAAUGAUUGAACAACUUAAACGUGAAUUAAGUUCAGAACGUAAACAUAAAACUGAUGAAGAAAAAACUCGUGAUGCCUUAAGAGAUAUUUAUAAAAAAAUUUCACCAAGUCCAGGUAAAACUUUAUCAAAAUCUACUAAAAAUGGAACAAAUAUAAAAGAUGAUGAUGAUGAUGAUAAUGAUGAAUCACGUUUAGAUGGUGAAACAACUGUGUAUCAUAGAGAUGAUCCAUUUUUAGCAUCAACACCACGUGAUCGCUCAUUAUUAAAUGGAAGAAAUGAAACUUCUGAUUCGAAUGCUCUUCGACGUCAACUUGAAGAACAACUUAAAGAUGAUCAUGAUGAAUCAUUAUUAAAUGAUCAAAAAUUAAAAACAAAUUUAACAACAGGAACAGUUUAUUCAUGUUUACCCCCAACACCUAAACGACGAGCAAAUACAAAACUUCAUUCAAAUGAAUUAUCUUCAUCAUUCAAUAAAACACAUCCAACAAUAAUUAAACUUGAUCCAACAUCGAAUGGUGGAGAUGAAGAAGAAAAUGAUUUACUCUAUCGUCUUCAUGGUUUUGUUAAAACUGGUCAAGUAUAUAUGUCCGGUUUAGGUGAUCUUGCACGUACAACAGUCAAUGAUUCAGGUUAUUCAAGUCAACAAACAGGACGAGAAAAUAAUAUUGAAAAUGCUAAAUUAGAAUCUCUUCUAUCCACUAAACCAUUUCAUACUUAUAAUAAAUGUUUAAUUGAUCCUGAGCAAUUCAAUCGUGAAUAUACAGUUGGUGUUUUUACAACGAAUACUGAUCAACAACAACGUUAUUAUGAUCAAUCAAAAGUUGGCAAUGUUACAUUAUAUCCAACACCAGAAGGAUAUAUGCUUGGACCACAUUCUGUUACUGUUUCACCAGAAACAUUUCCUAUUUAUGCUAAUAUGUCUCCAACACAAUCAUUAACACAUACUGAUUCUCAAUUUUUUGCCUGUGUUAAUAUUCCACCUGAUGGUCUAUCAUCAAAUCGUCCAUUACCAACAUCACGACAUAAUCCAGAUGAAGUACGUUUACAAGGACCAGUUAUAUUUCGUCAAGAUACAAUAUUAAAAUCAGAAAAUGUUUCUCCUGUAUCAGUUAAAAUUCGUAGUUUAAAAUAUCCUCAAGUUGAAAAAAGUACAAUGACUGAUCCGGAUACAAUUCGUCGUGAAAUAGAUCGAACAACAGAUGAAAUUGAUUAUUUGAAAUUAAAAUUACAACAUAAAGAAAAUGAUUUACAAAAUAAUGAUCAAUUACAUUUAUUAAAAGAUUCAUUAGAGCAACAAACAAGAGAAAUUGAACGUGUUAAAAUUCUUCAUCAAGAUUUAUUAAAUAGUGGUGAUGAUAAUGAAGAAAAUAUACUUGAUUUAUCACAACAAAUUCAACGUAUACAACGAAAUGUUCAUGGACAUUUACGUCCAACUCUCUUACGUCUAGUAGAUGAUACAUCACAAAUAAAUACAGGAAAAUUAAUACCAUUAACAAAUGAUGAGCAUUGGAUAUGUAAUGUUCCUCGACAUGCUGAUCUUGAACAAGUAAUUGCUGAUCUUGAAGUAAAAAUAGAUGAACAACGACGAGAAUUAGCUGAUUUAAAACAUGAAAAUCGUCGUUUAGAACGUUUAUUAAUUAAAAAAACUAUGAAAAUUGAUGCACUUGAUUUAGCUUCAUCACGUAAACGAUCACGAUCAAUUGCUGAUUCAGCUGAAACAGAUAGUGUUCAAGAUGAUAUUUUUGUUUUGGAACAACAACUUAUUCGUAAACAACGUGAAAUUACACUUGCACAAGAACAAUUAAGACAAAUGACAUCAUUAUCUCAAAAUGUUAUUCAUGACUUAAAAACAGCUCGUCAACGACAUACAAUAACUAAACGUGAAACUAGAGGACUUGAACAAAAAAUCGAAUUUUUAACUCGAAAAUUAUAUAAAUUAACAAAUGAUACGAAACAAGCUGAAGACCAUUAUGUAAAAGCAACAACUAAUAUUCAAUUAAUGAAUAAAGAACAAGCUAAAUUAGAAAAGGUAGUCGAUGAAAAACGAGCAUUAUCAAUUGUUCUUGAUGAACAACUUCGUUCAUCAUUGAAUUCAUUUAAUUCGCUUCUUAAUUCAUCUAUUAAAUGUUUACAAGAAUUAACAUCAGCUACAAUAAUAAUAGAUGAUGAAUUUCAUUUUAAUUCAUUACCACCACCACCAUUACAAAUCAAUGGAAUAUCAUCAAAUUUAGCACCAGAUGAAAUUCAACGACAAAUUUCACAUAUUAUUUCUGAAAAUCAUCGUAUUCUUUCUCGUUAUCAUUCUAUAUUACAACAACAAAAACAAAAAUCAACAUUAUUAAAAAAUGAAAUACAAGAAAAAGGAACAGUUUUAGCAAAUGUUAAAUCAGAUUUAGAUGCUUAUAAUGAACAAUUAAGAAAUAAUGCUCAAGAACUUUUACAGGACAAAAAUGUUUUGGAAGAAUUAGAACGUGUUAAAGAAUUAAAAUCCGAUAAAUUAUCUGAACUUGAACGUCUUAUUGAACGUCGUCAAUCACAAGAAAAACAAGCUCAACAAGAAUUAGAACAGUUAGCAAAUGAACAACAACGUUUAAAAAAACAAUAUAAAGAUAUUUUAUCUGAACAUGAUCAAUUACAACAUACAAUUGAAGCUGAUCGUCAAGUUUUAACUGAAAUGAAAAAUGAAUCAACACGUUUACGUGAACAAAUUAAAUCAUUUCUUGAUGAUAAAGAAACAUUAGAUGAAACAUGUGAUUUAUUAGCUAAAAAAUGUGAAGCUUUACAUAAUGAAUGUAAAGAAAAAGAAAAUAAUCUUCCAAUACUUAUAUCACAAAUAGAUGAAAAAUUAAGUGUAUGUAAAAAUUUAGAAGAUGAAAUUAAGAAAUUAAAAGUAGAUAAAACUCGUUGUCUCGAAGAAGUUACUGAAAUGAAAAUUAAAAUUGAAAAGAAACGUAUUGAACUUGAACAUUCACCUCAUGAUAUUGAAUUAGAAUAUCGUAAUGAAGAAUUAAAACAACGUAUUAAACGUACUGAACAAGAUUUAGAUAGACUUAAUGGUGAUAUUGAUGAACGUAAUCGAACAUUAAAUGAAUUAAAUACAAUGAUUGCAUAUGCAAAAAAUAUUAUGAAAAAUAUUCAACCAAAUGAAAAUCGUCGAAAUUAUAAACACAGUUCAUCAUCAGAUUUUUCAAUUAUUGAUCAACGUCAUCAACAAGAAAAUACAGCAUACUAUGAAACGAAAAUUCAACGAUUAACAAAAGCUCUCGAUGAUAAAGAACAAGAACUUCGUUCAUUAAAUACGCAAUUAAUAACAACAAAAGAUGAACUUUUACAAAUGCAAUAUAAAGUACAAAAUCAAGAAUCAAAUGCUGAUGCUAUACGUAAUUCAAUGCAAAUUGAAUUAGAUAAAUUAAGACAUUGGUUACAAAUAUAUGAAAAUCGAAAAGCAAUGUUACGUCCACAAUAUCAUGAAACAUUAAAAGAAUUAGAAUUAAAAUUACAUGAACAAGAAAUGUUUUAUAGAAAACAAAUUAAAGAUCUUGAUUCAGAAAUGAAAAAAAAAUAUCAUGGAAAACCAUCAGAUGAUUCAGGAUUUCUCAGUGAUACAACAAUAUGUGAACAUCGUAUAUCUCCAACAAUUGAUACUCAUGAUACUUCCAUGUUACGUGAACAAAUUCAAAAUAUAUUCUCUCACCAUGUUCAAGAAUUAGAUAAAUGCAAUACAAAAUAUAAAACAAAUUUAUCAAAUUUAAAAAAUCGUCUUCAUGAAUUAGAAAAUUCUGCAACAACGACAACUACGAAUAGAUUAGAUUCUUAG
Rotaria sp. Silwood2 is the source of this 4938-nucleotide messenger RNA. The record is from the annotation of a GenBank genome assembly. NCBI's taxonomy places the organism in Eukaryota, Metazoa, Rotifera, Eurotatoria, Philodinida, Philodinidae.